Esox lucius (northern pike) is the source of this 2722-nucleotide messenger RNA. Its product is annotated as zinc finger protein 883. NCBI's taxonomy places the organism in Eukaryota, Metazoa, Chordata, Actinopteri, Esociformes, Esocidae. Bases 260 to 2293 code for a protein of 677 amino acids. The record is from RefSeq and is a predicted model, not a curated record. The transcript is spliced from 4 exons.
UGUUGCUUAUAAGACGCUGAUAAUAUACAUACGUUGAUGAAUUUCAGAGAAUUGGGCUAGUAGUCUUCGAGUACUAUACAUUCGGAACGUAAAACAACAACAACAACAACAACAACAACAACAACAACAACAACAACGUAAUUAAUGUAUUUGUUUGGAACUGAAUUGAUGUAGCUAGCUAUUUUUUCUUUUUACGUUGGCCAGUGACUUUAGCUAGUUAGCUAUUCCUCAAGGAGUUUGACUGACGAGUCUGGACUUCAUGGUGUUGUUGUUUCCACCGAAGCGGGAGAACAUGAGUGGUGGACAGGAGACGUUGUUGGAUGUAAUCGAACAGAGUUUAUUUACUCUAACCGAAGACAAUUUACUUUACCUGUGUGAACACUGGGGAAUAGAUGCGUCCAAAGUUAAAGGGAAGCACCAUCGCUCAUUGCGCCGUAAAAUAAUGGAAGAAAUGUGGAAAAAUGCCGAUUCUGUGAAAUCGGAGGAGCAGGCAAUGUCUUGGUUACUCCGACUGAAAGAAGACAUCGGGAAGAUAAAGGAAGAAACUAGUUUGGCCCCAAUGAUUCCUAGUGAGUCUGAUGAUCAUGAUAAUGACGGAAAAUCGGUUAUGGACGACAAGGACUGUUUUCCUAGCAACGGGUUGGAGGCGGAGGCAGCUCCAGAGAGGCCCACACCAGAUUGUGUGGUUAUUGUCCCGGACAAGCCUCCUUUACCCCCCUCCGUUGACGAGUCCCCGGGCUGUGUUUCCCUCAGUGGUGUCUUACUCAAGAGGGUGUCUGUGCGCCUGGACGACUGCAGGAAAGCACAGUGUGAAUCUACAAGACCAGGAGACAAGGAGGAAGGGGGAGAUUUCACCGCUGAACAACACUCUAAAAAGCUACAACGGAGAGGUACAUGGAAGAAACCUCAUUGUUGCUCUGACUGUGGGAGGAGUUGCAACACCUCAUCAGAACUAAAAAAACACCUGAGAAUCCACACGGGAGAGAAACCAUAUAGCUGCUCCCAGUGUGGGAAUCGUUUUGCUCAGUUGCAUAACCUGAAAGUACACCAGAGAAUACACACAGGAGAAAAGCCUUAUGUCUGUGAUCAAUGUGGGAAGAGUUUUCCUCAUUCAAGCCAAUUUAAAGUUCACUUGCGUAGACACACCGGAGAGAAGCCAUAUAACUGUUCACAGUGUGUUAAGAGCUAUACCCAGUCAGCAGCCUUGAGAGUACAUCAACGAACACACACAGGGGAGAAACCUUAUACCUGCACAGACUGUGGUGUGAGUGUUAGUUCCUCAAGUCAUCUGCGGUCCCAUAAGCGAACACACACAGGACAGAAGCCAUAUGGCUGUGUAGUGUGUGAGAAAAGUUUUAACACAAAAUGUAGUCUGAAAUUACACCAGCAAAUACACAGUGGUGGUACAAAUUUCAGCUGUGAUCAGUGUAAGAAGAGUUUCACCUCAUCAGCAGACCUCAGAACUCACCAGAGAAUCCACACCGGAGAGAGAACUCACCUCUGCUCUCGGUGUGGGAAGUGCUUUCGUCAAUUGUCUGGCUUGAAAAGCCAUGAAAGGAUUCACACGGGAGAAAAACCUUUCCAGUGCUCCUACUGUGAGAAGAUGUUCAGCCACCGGGCCACAUUUAAAGCACACCUGCGGACACACACUGGAGAGAAGCCUUACAAGUGCUCCCAGUGUGAAAGGAGUUUUUCCCAAUUGGGCCACCUAAAAGUACAUCAACAGUCACAUGCUAAAGUCAGGUCUUACCUCUGCCCACAGUGCGGCAAAGGAUAUUACUCAUUAGACAUCUACAAUGCACACAUGCGAACGCAUAAUGGGGAGAAAUCUCACCAUUGCUCCAGUUGUCCGAAGAGCUUCCUCACACUAACACAGCUCAAAACACAUCAGCGGACACACACAGGAGAGAAACCAUAUUUCUGUGACCAGUGUGGGAAGAGCUUUGCAGAAUCUGGAAGCCUGACUCUACACCAACGGAUGCACACAGGAGAGAAACCUUACCACUGCUCUCUGUGCGGAAAGUGCUUUGCUCGCUCUGGGUCCCUAAAGAAGCACCGCCUCACACAUACUGGGGAGAAACCUUAUAGCUGUGAUCAGUGUGGGAAAAGGUUUCCCAGGUCAGACACACUUGCAACACACCAGAGAACUCACACAGGAGAGAAACCCUACCGGUGUGAUCUGUGUGGUGAGAGGUUCUCCUAUCCUAGGUGCCUAGUGAAACACAUGAAAACACAUGUCGGUGAUACGACCGCCCUCAAUCAACCAAUCACGCUUGGUCUAGGGUUUGAAUAACCUCAAUCAACCAAUCACACAAAGCCAAAGGUCUAAAUAAAACAUAUUUUAAAUAUGUACACCGUAGAGAUGGAUAGAGGUCUUGCCUGGAAAUAAACAUCACUUGAUCAGUAGUUUUUCAAUCUUGGACGCAACUAACAUUGUACAACAUUCAAAGUGCAGAUAGAGGGAUUGUGGGAAUUCAGCUUGAUGAAUGGCUUUGUAAGCUUUGUGUAAUUGAAAUGCAAAUGUUACCUGUCAUCCUUGAGAAUUGGAAUAAACUAAGCGAGUGGGGUCUGAUUCAGGCUUUUUUGGUCAGAGAUUAUGCCUAAUGGACAGUUAAUAAUAAUUGUAAUAUUUGUAUUACUAUUCCGUUGCCUAGUCCAGUGGUUCCCAACCAGGGGUACUAGGACCCCUGGGGGUACUUGGCCUCUCCAUAGGGGGUACCUG